AUGGCUUUACCGGUAACUUCAGUAGAAGUUGUCGAUGAUGCAGAACUAUUAUUUUUCAAUGACGUCGAUAAAUAUUUAAAUUCUCUGAAUGAAAUAUUUCGCGAAAAACAUAUUAUAAAAAGAAUUAUACAUCAAAAUAUUAUAGCGGCAUUAUCAUUAGAAAAAGGUAAAUCGUCAAAAUCGUUUUCUCCGGCAUUUGCAUUUUGGGCUAGAAAAAAUUUCGAGAAAAAAGAAAUUUCAGGUGUUGAUAUUUUAUAUUGUAUAUCGAGUAAAAAGCCAGUUUGUAUUUAUGAAUCAUUUUAUCAUAUUAUCCAAGAAUGUCACAAAAAUAUUUCACAUGGCGGUCGCGAUAAAACAAUUGCUGAAGUUGCAAUACAUUAUUCGUGGAUUCCAAGAAAUGUAAUUGAAAUUUAUCUAAAACAUUGUUCAGCUUGUCAGCUACGAAAACCGAUCAAACAUCCAGUCGUUUCAAAGCCCAUUAUUUCGUUAGGUGUCAUGACGCGUCUUCAAAUCGAUUUGAUUGAUAUGCGAACACGUCCGGAUGUUAUAUCAAUUGAUGUUUCGUAUUUAUGGAUUUUAAACUGCAUUGACCAUUUUUCUAAAUUUUCGUGGAGUUACCCAUUGCAGAGUAAAUCAGCGGUUGAAGUGGCCCAAAAAUUAAGAGCAUUAUUUUUCGUUUUCGGACCGCCACGUUUAUUGCAUUCGGACAACGGAGCCGAGUUUAUCGCUAAUGUUAUCGUUGAAUUGAAAGUAUUGCUUACAGACAUGUGUUUUAUUCGAAGUCGUCCCCGUCAUCCGCAAUCUCAAGGUUGUGUUGAGCGUGCAAAUGGUGUUUUGACGAUUGCUUUAGGCAAAUGGUUAGUAGACAACACUCAAGUCAUUGGUCAGAAGCGUCCGAGAUCCAAUUCCGAUUUUUGGAAGAUUGUGCAAGAUCAAGAUAUACAAGAUGAAGUUCAACUACCAACACCUGUUGAAGAAAAUGAAGAUUUACAAGAUCAAGUUGAUGUUACGAAUCAAUUAAAUUCAGUUACCAGCAAAAACCUCGUUGUUGUUGAUCCAUUAUUUGAUAAUCCGGAAAAUAGUACUAUUUCAAAGUCGCUUAUUGAUUUAUCGUUCUCGUCCAACGUUAUUGAUAAAACGUCAUCUGAUGAUUUGUUGUCGAAUAAUUUAAUGUCGUUUGAUUCACCAACUACUGCUUCUUUUCCACCAAGAUUGCCAUCUAGCCCAAUAUUUAAUUUAAACAUCGAUUCAUUAAUUCCACCUAAUUCACCGGUUGAAACUAAUCCCAAAACAAGUGCUGAAAUACUCCUCGACGAUCUAGUUGUUUUUAUUGAUCCGCUUUCUUCGGUUGUUGUCCCGUCAAAUGUUAUUCCUGAACUUCAAUCAAAACCAUCAACUCCAUUUUCAUCUAUCCUUCGUAAACAAGCUGAAGGAAAUUAUUUGGAUACAGCGAACAAAAAAAGAAAAAAGUACGACGACCAUCUCAAUAAUUUAGCCGAACAAUUCAAAUUACGUGAUUGCGUUGGUAUUCCAAUACAUUCUGUUGAUCGUACAAAUACCGAUGCCAAAUUACUUCCAUGCUUGAUUAUUGCAAAAGAAAAUUGA
Messenger RNA from Didymodactylos carnosus, 1605 nucleotides. The record is from the annotation of a GenBank genome assembly. NCBI's taxonomy places the organism in Eukaryota, Metazoa, Rotifera, Eurotatoria, Philodinida, Philodinidae.